Molecule: messenger RNA, 1996 nt
Organism: Ananas comosus (pineapple)
Lineage: Eukaryota; Viridiplantae; Streptophyta; Magnoliopsida; Poales; Bromeliaceae
Product: protein transport protein Sec61 subunit alpha-like
Exons: 8
Coding region: 254-1681 (475 amino acids)
Biological process (GO): post-translational protein targeting to membrane, translocation; SRP-dependent cotranslational protein targeting to membrane, translocation
Cellular component (GO): Sec61 translocon complex; membrane
Molecular function (GO): signal sequence receptor activity; transmembrane protein transporter activity; ribosome binding
Source: RefSeq, a predicted model, not a curated record
AAUUUAUCUCGUUUUCAUUUGAGCCCUCCCCAAAAGUGGAACCCCUAGUCUGCGGUGUCCGUGUAAGCGUUUCGGAUCUGCGAGUUCUUCUGAGUCGCACUUCGUGGAGAUCGCGAAGAGAGAAGGAACCCUAACCGCGGAUCGAUCGAUCCCGAUUUUGAAAAUAAUUCAAAUGAAAAACUGAAGGGGUAUCAAUUGAGAAAAAUAACGUUGGAGGGCCUACUUCAAAUUGACCCUGUAAUUGAAAAGGAAAAUGGCAGGAGGCUUCAGAGUACUUCAUCUUGUUAGGCCUUUUUUGGCAUUCUUGCCUGAAGUUCAGAGUGCUGAUCGGAAAAUUCCAUUCAGGGAAAAAGUGAUCUACACAGUGAUCUCGCUUUUCAUCUUCCUUGUAUGCAGUCAACUUCCCCUGUAUGGCAUCCACUCCACUACUGGGGCUGACCCUUUUUACUGGAUGCGUGUUAUUCUUGCUUCAAACCGUGGAACUGUGAUGGAGCUAGGGAUCACUCCAAUCGUGACAUCUGGUAUGGUGAUGCAAUUGUUAGUAGGGUCGAAGAUCAUUGAAGUUGAUAACAGUGUGAGAGAGGAUCGUGCGCUUUUAAAUGGUGCACAGAAAUUGCUUGGAAUUCUGAUUGCUAUUGGGGAAGCAGUUGCCUAUGUUUUAUCUGGGAUGUAUGGUAGUGUCAGCCAACUGGGAACCGGCAAUGCUAUUCUCAUAAUACUGCAACUUUUCUUUGCUGGCAUUAUUGUCAUUUGCUUGGAUGAACUCCUCCAGAAAGGAUAUGGUCUUGGGUCUGGCAUCUCUCUAUUCAUUGCUACCAAUAUCUGUGAGAAUAUUAUUUGGAAGGCAUUUAGCCCCACAACCAUAAAUAGCGGUCGUGGCGCUGAAUUUGAGGGUGCAGUUAUCGCCCUAUUCCAUCUUUUGAUCACUCGCACAGACAAAGUUCGAGCCCUUCGUGAAGCGUUUUACCGCCAAAAUCUCCCCAAUGUGACCAACUUGCUUGCAACUGUCUUAGUUUUCCUUAUUGUUAUCUAUUUCCAAGGGUUCCGUGUAGUACUUCCUGUUAGAUCCAAAAAUGCUCGAGGGCAACAAGGCUCUUACCCCAUUAAGCUAUUUUAUACUUCCAAUAUGCCCAUCAUUCUACAGUCUGCCUUGGUUUCAAACCUCUACUUCAUCUCCCAGUUAUUAUACAGGAAAUAUAGUGGAAAUUUCCUUGUAAAUCUACUGGGCAAGUGGAAGGAAUCCGAGUACUCUGGUCAGUCUGUUCCUGUUGGUGGCAUCGCUUACUAUAUUACAGCACCGUCAAGCUUGGCAGAUAUGGCUGCAGAUCCAUUUCACGCACUUUUCUACAUAGUUUUUAUGCUCUCAGCAUGUGCGCUUUUUUCAAAGACUUGGAUAGAAGUUUCUGGAUCAUCAGCAAGAGAUGUGGCCAAGCAGCUUAAGGAACAACAAAUGGUGAUGCCUGGACACCGCGAGUCGAACUUGCAGAAGGAACUGAACCGAUACAUCCCUACUGCUGCAGCCUUUGGCGGAAUGUGCAUUGGCGCAUUGACUGUCUUAGCUGAUUUCAUGGGGGCGAUCGGUUCCGGGACCGGUAUUCUUCUUGCAGUGACGAUUAUCUAUCAGUAUUUCGAGACCUUCGAGAAGGAGAGAGCCAGUGAGCUUGGUUUCUUUGGCCUUUGAAUUCCAAAGAUUUAGGCACUAAAAAAGAAAAAUUCGGAGAAUGUGUGAGAGAGAGAGAAUGGUAACCCGUAAGAUUUAUGAUUAGUUACUCUUUUUGAUGAAGAGUUUUUAAUGUUGUGAAUUGUCUGUUAUAUUACAGUUGGAUUUUAAUUUAGUCGGAUUAUAGUGUAGCCCCUAGUAACAUGCAAGGUGGACUAACCCCUAGUUUGACCGCAUUAUUGUUUACCUUCAGACUGAUGUUUUGCGAUUUCGUUUUUCUUGAUACUUGGAAGCGACAAGCCCUUUUUGAUUCAUUAUCGUGCCCUCACUUCAUAA